Symbiodinium natans is the source of this 3900-nucleotide messenger RNA. The record is from the annotation of a GenBank genome assembly. Lineage: Eukaryota; Dinophyceae; Suessiales; Symbiodiniaceae.
AUGGCCCUUCUCCAAGAAGAUGGAAGUCCGGCCGUGGUUGGCCAGACCGUGGGCUACUGGCUGGAUGGCUCAGACUUUGUCUUUGGUGGCCAAGACCACGAGGAAGACGACAUUCUGGAAGUGGGUCCUCACACUUUUCCGCGUGACUGGCCCGACGUCUACGCGGAGAGCGACGCGCUGCGGUCGCUGCUUCGGCGCCGUGGGCCCUGCGCGUCGAAGCGCGUUAGCGUGGUCCCGCUGCCAGAAGAGGAGCAUCUCUCAUGGGCCGAUGGCUUAGAGGUAUUGCCGCUCCAGAGCCGACACAAUGCAGAGGCGGCUGCUGCGAGGGCAGGAAAACGCCUGACCGUUGUGGAAGGGUGGGCCAUUUACGACCUCCUGGAUGAUGUGACGGGGGCAGCCUUUCUGGCAGAGAGGUACUGGUGGAAUGCCGCAGAAGAUGGCACUUGGGUGGACUAUAGCCCGCGACCUGAGAACAUGGAGCAAAUCCUUCUAGCCGAAGCUUUGGUGCCGGAGGAAGCUCGGGAGGCGACCGUCUUGUCGGCCGAAGUGCAGGGCUUGGCCGAGCACUUGGCGAAGCUGCGCUUUCCGAAGGCGCAGCGUAUGGGCCUUCGUUCCUGGCGCGUGACAGCUCCGGAGCCAGGGAAAUCUCCGAUCUCUGGCACGGGCGCAUCAGCCACCUCAGGCACAGUGGCGAAGGCCUCAGAAGAAAUGCCCGCCAAAGAUGCACAAAUCGCAGAGGUGUUCAGGGAAGAAGAGAAAGACUCCGAAGACUUCCCGAGCGGACGCGCUCCUGACACUCCUGGAGAUCAGGAGGCACCGCCGCCGCCCUUGCCGCCACCGGCAGAGCAUUUGCCAGAGGCUACAACGAGCCCGCCGAAACAGGAAGCACAUGAGGUGGCAAAGAUCCCACCUCUGUCAGCGGAGGAGUCGCGGGCAAUCCUGAAGCGAAUCAGGGAAAGUGACUUCACUGCAAUGGCUGAAGCUACGGAAAGAGCUGAGGACGACGAGUCCUGUAUCCGACUCAUCACAACAGGCCUCUCUGGCGCCCUUGUGCAGCCUUUGCGCCGGGGUGCCACCCCUGCGCUCGCCCUCCUUGCACUACUGGCACGGAGGUCCAUGGAGAUGGCUCCCGGAGGUGUGCAGCACAAGACCGUCGCCGAGUCGCUGAUGAGCGCCGACGGGCUCCAGCCUUUGGUCGACGCAGUGACCGCGCCGGACAUCCGCAAGGCAGCCCUAGCAGCUGAAGCGCUGGGCCGCAUCUGCUAUCGGCACCCGGUGGUGCAGGCGCGCGCCGGCCGGGCUGGAGCAAUCAGGUCCCUGGUGCGCCUGCUUGGGCGGCGCGCCGAGGGUGCUGCCAAAGAGGCUUCCUACGCCCUUUGGAACAUCCAGGUCGGGCAACGCGAUCACGCUGCCAUCGCCUUCCGCGAGGGCGCGGCCGCGGUCCUGUUGCCAAUCCUUUCGGCCACGCUGGAUGAAGAGGUGCUCAUCAAUGCUUUGGGUGCCCUGACAUCCUUGCUGAUGGCCGGAGGUGCUCAAGAGGCCAUCGGUGCCAACGGCGCUGUGGAGGUGCUGUGUGGUUACCUCGAGGAUUGCCAUUCGCUAGCGGUCCGUGAGCGGGCGGCUGCGGCACUGGCCAACCUUCUAAGUGGUCAUGGGGAGAACUGCCGGAAGGCAGUCUACCGCUCCAUGGCCAUUCCGCGCCUGAUGCACUUUCUGGAGGUGUCUCCGGAAGGCGAGCCGCCCAGCCUCCUUGGGGCCGAAAACGCCGCAGCCGCCCUGGCGAACAUCAUUGCCACCUCAGGGCCCAUGGCUGCCCAGACUGCUGUGGACGCCGGGAUUCUCCAGGUGCUUUCCAAGUUGCUCCAGUCAUCUGUACGACCGGCACAGGUUUUCGGCCUGUUGGCCAACUUGUGCUGGCAGAUGCCGGAGUUGGCAGUGGAAAUCUACCACAUGACCCCGAUCCAGAGAGUGGUGGACGUGCUGAAGCCGCACGAAGACCAACCUCCAAGGGGCCGCAUGGCUGCACUGGCCUUGGCAGCCAACCUUGCAGCCCAGAGCUCCGCGAAAGCCAGGUUGCUGCGGGCCGGUCUGCUGAAGCCCAUGGUCACAGCCAUCGAGAGUUCUACAGAUCCGGCCCUCAAGGAACAGGCCGCUGUCGGCCUGGCCAACCUCCUGGAAGAUAGCCCGGAGAGUGUAGCAAAGGUUUUCCUCGAGAUCCCGGACUUGCCAAGAAGGCUUGCCUUUCUACUCACGAACAAGAAGCAGCCACUCGAGACAAACACGCGACGGCACCUGGCUCGGGCGAUUGCGCUACUCGCUUCGCGAGAGGCUUCGCGCGUCUCGGUGGCAGCAUCUGGGGCCCCAGAGGCACUUCUGGCAUUGACAGACCAGGGCAGCCUCGCCAAAGAGGCUUCUCGAGGCCUUCUGAACCUCGCACCCGUGGCAAAAGACCGUGACAAGCUGCUCAAGAAGGGCAUCCUGCCAAAACUGGUCACCCUGCUCCGCUCCGCGGAGGCCCGGGAUGUAGCCGCAGGUGCCCUGGCGAAUCUCACUGCCGGCUCCAAAGCUGCAGCAGUGGAGGCUGCGCGGCUCGGUGCGCUGAGCCUGCUCGCAUCGCAGCUGAAAGAGGCAUGUGAAUCAAGGGGCGAGGACGCCACCUUCGAGGUCCUGGGCUCGGCUGAAAACGAUGCCCCUGUUUGGAUUCUGGCAGCCAUUGCCCACAUCGUGGACCUCGUGGAUACUCCGGGAGCGCGGCGGGAUGCAGGUGCAGCUGUCCCGUUCAUGUGUCGGCUGACAUGCCAGGGCGAGGGCACCGUGAAGGCGGUGCAGGGGCAGUGGCCCACUCAAGACAAACGGAGGUUGUCCAGGCUCAUCAUCUGCACGUACCUGCAGCAGACUGGACUGCGCACCAACUUCAACUUGGGGCCAUCUUACCGAGACGUAUCAUACCGCAACGACUUUGGAUACUCUGACGAGACCAUGCAGCUGAUGAACUGCACCUUUUUUGUCCAAGACUUGAAUGGACCCACCAUUUCAUGCCAGUGCUGCAUUUUCGCGGCAUUGUUUCGUUCUGCAGCGGAUGACAUUCACCCAGCCCAGUACAGUCAAGACUUCAGGGCAGGGGGUGGUCACACGACAGGUGUGAAAGUUUGGGCGGAUAGGAAGGUGACGAACUAUGGGCUGGUUGGCGUCGAGCCGCCUUUCGCUCCAGGCUGCAGCAGCUACAUGGCCACUGACUUCAUGCAGGCCUGGUGCUCGAGUCAAAGACAAGUCCAAGAUGGCUUUUGGCAACAAUUCCCUGUGAGCCCGGCUCCCAUUUCUUCAAUGACCCCAAGACCAGCGGGUCCAGGAAUUCCAGGAAUUCCAGCACUCAGUGCGGGCAGCCAUGGGCACCCCGAGAUGUGUCAUCGCCCAUGUGUCUACAUGAUGAAGUCGGGCCAUUGUCACCUUGGUUCGUUCUGCGACCACUGCCAUUUGCCUCAUGCGGGUCCCUCUCUUCAAAAGUUGGACAAAAAGCAGCGCAUCAAGUUGAAGCAGAUGCGCCGGGAGGACGUUAUGGCCUUGCUCUUACCUCACAUCCGCCAUCGCGCAGCUGCAAGCGGCCUCGCUUUCCAAACUCGAGAGCUCAUGCAGCUCUUAGAGGAGGAGAAGGAGAAGUCGAGGUCGUCUGAUUCGGAUGAAGAGGGUUCACAGCUCCUUCCUCGUGAAAUUGACCGAUUCAAUCACGUGUUGUCUCGGUUGCCGUUCUCGGCUUUGGCGGCUCGGCUGGUGAAAAUCUUUCCGCACAGUUGCCCGGACAAGGUUAUCGAGCUAUUCGAGAGGUUGCGCUUUGUGCAGUCCAAUGGUGGCCAACCGGUUGCCAUUGCGAGCUCAGGUGGGGGUCUGCGUGUGCGAUUGUAG